Messenger RNA from Acomys russatus (golden spiny mouse), 2735 nucleotides. It is a transcript of the gene Tle3, whose product is annotated as TLE family member 3, transcriptional corepressor. Gene Ontology annotation, biological process: regulation of DNA-templated transcription; negative regulation of canonical Wnt signaling pathway. Bases 118 to 2466 code for a protein of 782 amino acids. Gene Ontology annotation, molecular function: transcription corepressor activity; protein binding. The transcript is spliced from 20 exons. The record is from RefSeq and is a predicted model, not a curated record. NCBI's taxonomy places the organism in Eukaryota, Metazoa, Chordata, Mammalia, Rodentia, Muridae. Gene Ontology annotation, cellular component: nucleus; transcription regulator complex.
GCGAGCUCUCGGUUCCCCGGCCGCCCCCCGCUCGGGCUCGCCUCCCCCCUCCCUCGCACGUCCCCAGCACGGGCUCUCUGCGCUUCCAAGCUCUCGGAAUCGCGACCCCUCCCUGCCAUGUAUCCGCAAGGCAGACAUCCGGCACCCCAUCAACCCGGGCAGCCGGGAUUUAAAUUCACGGUGGCCGAGUCCUGUGACAGGAUCAAAGACGAAUUCCAGUUCCUGCAAGCUCAGUAUCACAGCCUCAAAGUGGAGUACGACAAGCUGGCAAACGAGAAGACGGAGAUGCAGCGCCAUUAUGUGAUGUACUAUGAAAUGUCCUAUGGCUUGAAUAUUGAAAUGCACAAACAGACAGAGAUUGCCAAGAGAUUGAACACGAUUCUAGCCCAGAUCAUGCCUUUCCUGUCACAAGAGCAUCAGCAGCAAGUGGCGCAGGCAGUGGACCGCGCCAAGCAGGUCACCAUGACGGAGCUGAACGCCAUCAUCGGGGUACGUGGACUCCCCAAUCUGCCUCUCACCCAGCAGCAACUCCAGGCACAGCACCUCUCCCAUGCCACCCAUGGUCCCCCGGUCCAGCUGCCACCCCACCCGUCAGGCCUCCAACCUCCUGGGAUCCCCCCAGUGACAGGAAGCAGCUCCGGGCUGCUGGCACUCGGUGCCCUGGGCAGCCAAGCCCACUUGGCGGUGAAGGAUGAGAAGACCCACCAUGAACUGGAUCACAGAGAGAGAGAGUCCAGUGCGAACAAUUCUGUGUCACCAUCAGAAAGCCUUCGGGCCAGUGAAAAGCACCGGGGCUCUGCAGACUACAGCAUGGAAGCCAAGAAGCGGAAAGCAGAGGAGAAAGAUAGCCUAAGCCGAUACGACAGUGAUGGGGACAAGAGUGAUGACCUGGUGGUGGACGUUUCCAAUGAGGACCCAGCGACACCCCGGGUGAGCCCAGCACACUCCCCUCCUGAAAACGGGCUGGACAAAGCCCGUGGCCUGAAGAAAGACGCCCCCACCAGCCCAGCUUCUGUGGCUUCCUCUAGCAGCACACCUUCCUCCAAGACCAAAGACCUUGGUCAUAAUGACAAAUCUUCCACACCUGGGCUCAAAUCCAACACUCCAACACCAAGGAAUGAUGCCCCAACUCCAGGCACCAGCACGACCCCGGGGCUCAGGUCAAUGCCGGGCAAACCUCCAGGCAUGGACCCGAUAGGUAUAAUGGCCUCGGCCCUGCGCACACCCAUCUCCCUCACCAGCUCCUAUGCAGCACCCUUUGCCAUGAUGAGCCACCACGAGAUGAAUGGCUCCCUCACCAGCCCAAGCGCCUACGCCGGCCUGCACAACAUCCCGCCCCAAAUGAGUGCCGCCGCCGCCGCUGCCGCUGCCGCCUAUGGCCGGUCGCCAAUGGUGAGCUUUGGAGCUGUUGGCUUUGACCCUCACCCCCCUAUGCGGGCCACAGGCCUGCCCUCAAGCCUCGCUUCCAUUCCUGGAGGGAAACCGGCAUAUUCCUUCCACGUGAGCGCUGAUGGGCAGAUGCAGCCUGUGCCCUUCCCCCACGAUGCGCUAGCAGGCCCCGGCAUUCCCAGACACGCCCGGCAGAUCAACACGCUCAGCCAUGGGGAGGUGGUAUGCGCUGUGACCAUCAGCAACCCUACACGGCACGUCUACACAGGCGGCAAGGGCUGCGUGAAGAUAUGGGACAUCAGCCAGCCGGGCAGCAAGAGUCCCAUCUCCCAGCUGGACUGCCUGAACAGGGACAACUACAUCCGCUCCUGCAAGCUUCUCCCCGAUGGACGCACGCUUAUCGUGGGUGGUGAGGCCAGCACGCUCACCAUCUGGGACCUGGCCUCGCCCACACCCCGCAUCAAGGCUGAGCUGACAUCCUCAGCUCCGGCCUGUUAUGCCCUGGCCAUUAGUCCUGAUGCCAAAGUCUGUUUCUCCUGCUGCAGCGACGGCAACAUUGCAGUUUGGGACCUGCACAACCAGACCCUGGUCAGGCAGUUCCAGGGCCACACAGAUGGGGCCAGCUGCAUAGACAUCUCUCAUGAUGGCACUAAGCUGUGGACUGGGGGCCUGGACAACACUGUGCGUUCCUGGGACCUGCGUGAGGGACGGCAGCUACAGCAGCAUGAUUUCACCUCCCAGAUCUUUUCUCUGGGCUACUGCCCCACUGGGGAGUGGCUGGCUGUGGGCAUGGAAAGCAGCAACGUGGAAGUCCUGCACCACACCAAGCCCGACAAAUACCAGCUGCACCUGCAUGAGAGCUGUGUGCUGUCCCUCAAGUUUGCCUACUGUGGCAAGUGGUUUGUGAGCACUGGGAAAGACAACCUUCUCAAUGCCUGGAGGACGCCCUAUGGAGCCAGCAUCUUCCAGUCUAAAGAAUCCUCAUCUGUCUUGAGCUGUGACAUUUCGGCGGAUGACAAAUAUAUUGUAACAGGCUCCGGUGACAAGAAGGCCACAGUUUACGAGGUCAUCUAUUGAACAAGGACUCUAACAGGCCUGUCAAACUCUGGGAGACACCCACGCGGCCCUGACAGGGAGAUGCUGGCCAGGCCCCGAGGAUGGCAGAGGAGUGAGGGAGCAGUACUGUGGGGCUGUGCUCCACCCAGAGGCGGAGAGGACGCACGCCCCCUUCAUGGAUUGAUGUGUCGUCUGACAGACUUGAAGGACUUUCUCCUCUCCCCCUAACCAGUGCUGACAGAUGCUUCAAUUAGAUUUCUCUGGAGGCUUCUGCUUCCUGUUCCCCCCCA